Cladophialophora yegresii CBS 114405 is the source of this 972-nucleotide messenger RNA. RefSeq lists its product as uncharacterized. The record is from RefSeq and is a predicted model, not a curated record. The coding region runs from base 1 to 972 and encodes 323 amino acids. Lineage: Eukaryota; Fungi; Ascomycota; Eurotiomycetes; Chaetothyriales; Herpotrichiellaceae. The transcript is spliced from 3 exons.
AUGAGCAAGAUACCUGAUGCGUGGGAGGACGAAUGGUCCGCAGCUGCCGACGACAGCAAGCUCGCUCCUGCCGAGUCCGCAGAACCAAGGAAAGUCUCGUCCAAGGUGACAAAGGCGCAGCGAAGGGCGCAGCAGGCUGAGUUCAAUCGUCAACUGUGGGCCGAGGCUGAGGGUCCGAAAGAGGCCAAUUACUUUCUCGAGUCUCGCAAUGUCGUCCCCCUCCGGUCCGAGUACAAGGCACCGCCAGUCCUCUUGUCGAGAAAAGGUCCAACGAUCCAAUCCCGGUCACCACGCCCACCUACAGCCGGCAUUCAGGACUUGAGCCUGAGCAAUGACAAAACCACUCCUGGCCAAGAGUCCUCUGAGGACGAAGACGAUCUCAAAGCUCGCGAACCCACCCUUGCCGAGAGGCAGGCGCAAGCAGCCAAGGAGCGAGAGGAGAAACAAAAGAGAUAUGAGGAGCGCAGGAAAGAAUUGUUCGGCUCCACGACCAGCGGCGCCACGUCUUCAUUCCAACCACAAGGUCAUAACAGGUCAGGGAAGUCUAGUCCGGCGAGCCUGACGCCGCCGGGCUCGAGGUCGGCCACACCAAAUCGUGCUCGGGGAGCCAGGGGUGGACGUCGUGGUGGAGCUGUGGGGGAUCACGCCGCAAAUUCUCGAAAUCAACCACGAGUUGAAUCUCAGCAGCGUGAAUUAUACGAUCCUUCCUACGGCCCGAAACCGGAUUCAAGUUACAUUCAGCGCCGAGAGCGAGAUAGUGGCGGCCCAACGUCUAAUCAUGCUCCAGGACUGCCUCAGGCGCAUGUACAGCAACCUGUUCGAGCCCCAAAAGGACCGGAUGGUAGUGGUCGAGGAGGGUUUGGUUUCGUCAGGACCCUGACUCCCGUGCAAGCCGCAACGCAUAAUGGCGGAAACUUAGAACCCGUCAAUGCUGAAGCCUCAUUCCCUAAUGGAACCCGCGUCAUGUCCUGA